Molecule: messenger RNA, 312 nt
Organism: Anisakis simplex (herring worm)
Lineage: Eukaryota; Metazoa; Nematoda; Chromadorea; Rhabditida; Anisakidae
Source: the annotation of a GenBank genome assembly
AUGAAAAAGGAAGCUUUUCUGUCGAAGUCGUUCGGAGUAGUGGAAGGCGAAGAUGCAGCUGUUUCAAAGAAGUAUUCGCCAAGAGAUCUUCCGAUAAGAUUGCUGCCAGACGUGCAACUUGACUAUGAAACGGAUCCUUUCGAGGAGAAGAAUUCACAGCAUCGUACCAAGGGUGAUAGGCGGUCAAGGUCAAAACUACCUGCAACAUUGAAUGCAGCCUUACUGUAUCCAUUCAUGGACUCUGAACGAAUAAGCGAUGAGGAACUGGCACAUGGCAACAAUGACCCAUUCGAAAUGCAAAUUCGUCAGUAA